UGACGUUGUCGCGGGCGGCGUACGUGCGGUGCGUCGCGUCGCGGCGGCGGUGAGCAGCGGUGACAGACACGGCGCCGGAGAGAAACGGGGACGCUGGCGACUGUCGUGCUGCCGCGUGCGGUUCGCGAUUUAACUGUUCUCUCCGUGACACACGCGAAUAACGGCACCCCGUACAAGUCCCGACUCGAUGGCGUUCGCGAAUCCGCCGCUUCUUCCGCGGUGCGUGACGGGACACGCGCGGCGCUCGUUUUCCAGCUCGCCGGCGAAUACGAGGUCAGACGACGAUCGCCACGCGUACGGGAAGAGCAGCCCAGCAAUGUUGGGGCCCGUCGGAAUCGCUGAAAUUUUGCAUCAACUCCCGCUCGACUCGACGACGAAUCUUCGCCGAGUCACGGUGACUCGCGUUAACGUCCGCUCGCCCCUCGGAUGGAUCGGCCAAUCGUGUAUUCGCGUGCAAUCUUUAGACUCGGCCCGCGCCGCGCCGUCGCCGAUUAGCCGAUUUCCUGCCGAGAACGCUCUUCACGGGGAUUAUGCAAAUUCGUCCGAAUAUAAAUUCCGAAUAGACCACACAAAGGGUGAUCGUCAUUCAUAGCCUUAGAUCUUGCAUUCAAAAUCGUCUCUUUAAAUCCGUUCAUUAAGAUCGUUUUAUCAGUCGGUCUUAAGGCCCCCUUUAUAAGACCAGAUUUAAAAUGAUCUUAAAUUCAGACUCGGAAUAUGAAUACCGUUUCACGGUGCUUGACUCUUUUUUUUUGUCAUCCGCGACUCUGGCCCCUUUCCCUUGACUUAUCGAACUUAUCUUCCCUCGAGCGUGCUCGCUGCCACGUGUUCGUUUGAAUCUAUGUUAUUUGCGUGACCGGACUGUUUUUCUGAUAAAGAUACAUGCACCUAUAUAUUACUGCACACGUAUAAUGUACUAUAUAUUUUAAAAUUUAUUACAUAAUGCAUUUAAUUUAUUUCUACUAUUAUUUUCGCCGAUGCAACGUCCGGAGUAUCGCGCAUGCGUGUUUUGCUGGCGGAGCAGCGCAGCCAACUUUACGCUCGACAACCUUGAUUCCUCUAUCCCGCUGCAUUUGCACCUUUAUCCCUUCUCUCCUUUUCCCUCCAAUUUCCGAUCUAUCUUAUUUUAAGUGCAGAAGGUGUAACAGCACAGCUAUGAUGAAAUGUCCCUUUGAUGGCGAAGGACGAAUGUCAACAUUGUCAACCGUAUCUUUCAAACGUCCCUCGACGGUCUCGACUCUGUUGUCUUUUGUUGAUUCCGAUGCUGUAAACAAUCUGAUCUGAUCUGAUUCUCACGCUUCCAAGAGUUUUAUGCAGGAAGAUUUCAGGGAUGCGACAUCGGAUGUGAGAAAACCUAGCUGCUAUGUUUCUAGAAACAGAUGAGCUGGAGCAGCAGUGCGAAGAUGCGGUGUUUGAGUUGUGCGACGCUCGGGAGAGGUAUCCGCUGCAAUGUGCGAGGGAGCUUGAAAGGUGCAUCAAGCUCACCAACGAGAUACACGUAAGUGACAGCCUCACAGCCGGAACUGUCAAUCGUCAUCUCGUUCUCCAUUUAGCUCUGCAUCUAUUCGUCGGUGUGGUUCGUUACAGAUGACGAAGGCUCCCCCGAAGCCG
This is a messenger RNA of Wasmannia auropunctata (little fire ant), 1608 nucleotides long. RefSeq lists its product as uncharacterized. Bases 1361 to 1588 code for a protein of 75 amino acids. The transcript has 3 exons. Lineage: Eukaryota; Metazoa; Arthropoda; Insecta; Hymenoptera; Formicidae. The record is from RefSeq and is a predicted model, not a curated record.